This is a messenger RNA of Miscanthus lutarioriparius, 417 nucleotides long. The record is from the annotation of a GenBank genome assembly. Lineage: Eukaryota; Viridiplantae; Streptophyta; Magnoliopsida; Poales; Poaceae.
AUGGCUACUUACAUACUGCUGGACAAAGGGCAAUCCAUCGGUGUGGAUGUGGAACAAUGCUACCUAGCUCAUCACGCAGCAAAUUUCUUACGUGCUGCUGUUACUGCUGGCCGCAUGGAUUCGCCGACGGCUACAGUAGCAACAGCGGCGCAACCCAAGGUCGGAUGCCCGGAUCGCCACUGCCGCCGUUACAGAUGUGCUGGACACCACCGCCUCCGCAGCUCCGGCCACAGCCUACAGGCUACAGCUUCUGUGCCUCUGCGCAGCCACGAUGAUGGGGUCCUCCCAUGUGAAGCCCCGCGCAACAGCAGCCUCACCACCAAGCCAAACGGGACGGCGACAACGGCAUCCCGUCCACCUACACACCUGCGUCCACUGCCCCGGCAGCACCAGCCACCACCUCCCAUGCUGGACUGA